GCCGUACCAUCCACGACAGUGGUAACUACAGUCCCAUUGUCAAGCCAGGCCCAGGUUAGUGUGCAACAGCCUGUUUAAGUGGUUAUGCAGCCGUUGCGGCAAGCCCCUGGGCCCAUGCAACCUAUGCAAUGGAUGCCUAAGAUACCUCUGAUGAGUCCCAAACCCUUCUCUGGAGAUAGAAAGAAGGAGGAGGACUUGGACACCUGGGUGAGGACUGUGCCUACUUAUGUAAGGCACAAGCUCACAAGGCCAGAACAGGAAGUUGUAGUGGCUGCAUCCUUUUUAGAGGGAUCAGCAGCCCGCUGGUUGAAUGGCUUAGUGCAGCAACAGGGCUAUGGUCAGGAUUUCGAUGUCUGGGCUCAGGCUCCGACAUUGGAACAGUUCGUACGGUCAGUCUACAACAGGUGGCAUGACCCGCAAGGGGCUCAAAAGGCCACCGAUGCUAUCAACAACCUUUGUUCCCGCAGGUUCAAGAAUGUUAGAGAGCUUACGAACACCGUAGAAUGCCUCCUCGUGGUACCUGGUGUGCGUUUUGACCAGCAGGUUCUCCUAACGGAUUACCUAAGGUGCCUACCUGCAGAGGUAAGGACCAAGCUGGUUGACAAGGCCUAUGUCGAACAGCACACUUUCGCUUCUUUUAGUAAGAAAGCUCUGGACAUAGAGGCAAAGCUGGGAUCUGCGCAUAAGGUAUCCCAUGAUGGUAGGAAGAGACUGCCCCAAGACUGGAAGAAGAAGGGUCAAUUAAUGUUCGUUGACCAUGAUGGUCAAACGACGGAGAUUGACGAUUUCCCAGACCUUGGGGAGUUGACAGAGCAGGAUGGGGCCAGCGAGACUUCGGAUGGGGGAGUCGUGGCACCCAUCAAGGAAAAGGCUAGGGGGACCGGGAAGAAGAAGGUAGGACGGUCCACGGGUCAGAGCGACCAAGGGACACCCGCAUGGGUAAAGCUUGGUUUAGAUUACGAGGUGUGGGGUGACCGCGUUGCUAGGGGUACAUGCAUGAACUGUGGCAACUAUGGCCACACGUCCAGGACUUGCUGCGGCAAGAAGGUCACAACGAAGGGAUGCCGGUACUUCACAAAGAUAGACUUGAAGUCCGGAUUCCAUCAAAUUGUCGUUAGACCUGAGGAUCAGCACAAAACCGCAUUUCAUACCAGGUACGGUCUGUACGAGUUUGUGGUGAUACCUUUUGGCCUAUGCAAUGCGCCUGGUACGUUCCAGCACGCGAUGAAUAGGAUUUUUCAUGACUACUUGGACAAGUUUAUCGUCGAGUACCUCGACGAUAUUCUCAUCUUUAGUAGGACUGUAGAGGAGCACGCUGAGCACUUGAAAACAGUGCUAGGUCUCCUAAGACAGCACCAGUACAAGGCUAACUUGGAUAAAUGCGAGUUUGGUCGCACCAAGAUCUUGUACUUGGGUCAUGAAAUCUCAGCAGAUGGAUUGAGGCCGAAAGAUGCGAAGGUGGCCAGCAUACGUGACUGGCCUAGACCUCAGACUGUUACUGAGGUCAGAUCGUUUUUGGGGAUGACGGGCUAUUAUCGUCCGUUUGUGAAGACCUAUAGUACUAUAGCUUCUCCAUUAACAGAUCUAACUCGACUUGACACCCCUUGGGAGUGGACUGAAGAGUGUGAGGCAAGCUUCAAGAAAUUGAAGUAUGCACUGACACACUAUGAAGUUCUCAAACUUCCUGAUCUUGACAAGCCGUUUGUUGUGACCACAGACGCCAACCAAUAUGGCAUAGGCGCGGUUCUUGCGCAACAGGAAGGGCCCAAGUUGAGACCGAUCGAGUACAUGAGUAAAAAGAUGCCUUCUCAAAAGUUAGCUAAGUCUUACGCCCUGUACCGAGCGCUAGUUCAUUGGAGACGCUACCUCCUAGGAAGAUUCUUCUAUGUGAGGUCUGACCAUGAAACUUUGUGCUGGAUUAAGACACAGCCUGUGUUGUCAGACGCACUCAAGAGAUGGACUCAAGUGAUAGACAUGUAUGACUAUCAAGUUGAUCCUAUCAAGGGUACGUACAACAAGGUGGCUGAUGCGCUAUCAAGAAGGGCAGAUUAUUUGGGGGCACUAGUAACAGAGUUUGGCAUAUCUAGCGAUUUGACUCGAUCAUUGGUGGAUGCCUAUCAGGGAGACCCAGUCAUGUCAGAAAUCAUCCGUAGAUUCCAAGCAAAGGACAAGAAGACUUUGGAUGAGUUUACGAUGGUAGAUGGCUUGCUGUUCCUUGAGAAGGAAGGGAAUAAAAGGUUGCACUCCGCUGCAGCACCUGGCAGCAUAGAGUUUGCUGUCAAAUAUGAACAGAUGUUGCAGCAGGCCGUUGAACAUAUUAGGAAGUCUCAAGAUGCUAUGAUUACAUCUGAGAAUAAGCAUAGACGACCCUCUAACUUUCAGGUAGGUGAACGAGUCUGGGUAAAGUCAUCUGAAUUAGGUCAGGAGUUGGGGAUAUCCAUAAAAGUGAUGCCGCAGUAUUUCGGGCCCUGGGAGAUCUUGGACAUUAUAGGGGAUCAAUCGGAUGGGCCUUCAUACGUGAUCCGUAUUCCUGCACACCUACGCACCUACCCAGUGUUUCAUGCCUCCAAGCUGGCACCUUUCGCUGCAACUGAGCACUUUCCUUCCAGAAGAUCAAUGUUGCCCCCAACCAUGGAUGGCAAAGUGGACAUUGACCAGAUCAUCGAGCAUCGAGUGAUGUCUGUUCCUCGACCAUCAGGCAGAGGGUGAACUCCUAAACGGAGAAUGCAAUAUCGUGUGAGCUUCAGACAUCAUCUGGAUCCUAAAGAAGACCGGUGGUUCACACGAGAAGAACUCAUGAGAACAGUACCUCAAGAAAUCGCAGGCUAUGAAAGAACACUCAAGGGGAAGAUGCCUACAGAAUGAGAGACUUCUUAGAGGACUCACGAAGUAAAGGAGGAGGGAAUGCGAGGAUCAGUGUCCUUGGUAGGCCUAUGGGGCCCUCUUUCCAGCCUUACCCGCCCUAAGUGAAGGCGAAGGUGCCCGCCCUAAGUGAAGGCGGGCCUGGCUUUUUGCAAAAGGCCCUCGAGUGUCAAUUUCAUAUUUGGGGUCCAGGUAGUUGCGACGCGCCAGUUGGUUGAAAGAAACACAGGCCGAGCAACAAAGACAUUUCCACGGC
Chara braunii is the source of this 3118-nucleotide messenger RNA. Lineage: Eukaryota; Viridiplantae; Streptophyta; Charophyceae; Charales; Characeae. The record is from the annotation of a GenBank genome assembly.